This is a messenger RNA of Scleropages formosus (Asian bonytongue), 564 nucleotides long. RefSeq names its product NADH:ubiquinone oxidoreductase subunit A12 (gene ndufa12). Gene Ontology annotation, biological process: response to oxidative stress. Gene Ontology annotation, cellular component: membrane; respiratory chain complex I. Lineage: Eukaryota; Metazoa; Chordata; Actinopteri; Osteoglossiformes; Osteoglossidae. Bases 19 to 459 code for a protein of 146 amino acids. The record is from RefSeq and is a predicted model, not a curated record. The transcript is spliced from 4 exons.
CAGCAUUUCCGCCUAAAGAUGGCGGAGUACAUUCAAGUGUUUCGUAGGGCUUUGGGGCAACUGGGAGGUCAUGGGGGUAUUCGCGGGCUUUUCUAUCAGUUAUUUAGAGUUAAUGACCUUAAAACAGGAGCUCUCAUUGGUGUGGACAAGUAUGGGAAUAAGUACUACGAGGACAAACGCUAUUUCUUCGGUCGCCACAGAUGGGUCAUCUACACAGAGGAGAUGAACGGAAAACGCACAGUCUGGGACGUGGAUGGCAGCAUGGUGCCAUCUGAGUGGCAUCGCUGGCUGCAUUGCAUGACGGACGAUCCACCCACUACCCACCCUCCAGUCUCCCGAAAGUUCCUAGCCGAAACCCACAAGUUCAAUGUGAGCGGCACACGUGAGCAGUAUGUCCCAUACUCCACAACCAGGAAGAAGAUUCAUGAGUGGGUGCCGCCAAAGGCUGGCUCUCAAUGAUUGCAGCUGACUUCCUUGUGACUCUCUGUCCAGAAGUUUCUGUAAAUUUCGAUUCUGACUUCUGUGAAUUGUCUCGUACAUAUUGCUUGAAAAUAAAAUGGAACG